Molecule: messenger RNA, 1127 nt
Organism: Paramecium octaurelia
Lineage: Eukaryota; Ciliophora; Oligohymenophorea; Peniculida; Parameciidae
Source: the annotation of a GenBank genome assembly
AUGGGUAAAUCGACAUCAUGGAUUGGAGCAGUUGUUGCAUCUGCUUUUUGUUGGGCUAGUGCUGAUAUUACUUUUGAUGUCAUUUUGGAUAGCAAAGAAUCGGAUCUCCCUCAAAAGAAAAAGUUAUUGCCACAAACUACUACUCACCUUACUCACUCUUAAACUAUGUUACUCUGUGCAUUGACGACUUAUAUUAUUGUAAUAAAAUAAUAUAUAUACAUUUAGAUUUUUGUAUACUUUAUAUAUAUAGAAUCGAUUGGGCCUCACUAUUCAGAAUUAGUAGGUAAGUAUUCACUCUUUGCAUCAGUUUAAUCAUUGCCGUUUUUGAUUCUGAGUGGAACUUUUUCCUAUUACCAUUAUCAUUUUAUUAUCAAAGCCUUUGAGAACUCAUCGAGUACAGUCAUACUACCGUUUUUAUAAGUAUUCAUACCUUGCUAAUUAGUUUUCUUCAAUUUUUGCUUUUCUAUUUUUAAUUCUCCAAAACUAUAUCUCCAAUAGGCCUUGCUUAUCUAGUUACUUGCAUUUAUUGGCUUACUUUUUGAUUCUUCUUGGAGGUUUAGCCCCAGCCACUGAUGGCAAUUUGAUUCGGAUAUUCCAAUUUAAAUUUUGGUCUCAACCAUUUGUUAAAUUUGCUAUCAUUUCCGAUAUGUCUCAUGCUUUAUAUACAAAUAUCAUCAGUUAUGUUGGCAGAGGAGAUAAUGACGGUCAAUAGUUUAACAUAUAUGUAAACAUGGAAUUCUUCAUUCUCACUCGAGUAAUGUUUGUAAUCAUCCAAACAUCUAAACUAUACUCCAAUCCAGAAAUGUAGAUUGAGUUGGUUUCGUUGUUUAACAAGCCCAUCGCCUUAAUUUUAGGUACUAUGAUUGGAGAAUUUAUGACGUUGUUUGGUUACUUCAGUUCUGUUUAUGCUUAUUAAACAUAUUAUUAAGUAAAUAAAUUAAAUAAUAUUUCAGGCUGCUGUUAUAAGUGCCAGUGAAUCUUCAUUGAAUUUAAUUAUGAAUUUGUUUUUAGCCUAUUUAGUUAAGAAACACUUGAAUAUUGGGAAAUAAGCUUCAUUGUACCAUUUGUAAUUGAAGGUUGUAUCUUGUUUAGCAAUAAGCAUUGGAUUAGCCAUAGCUACAAUAUGA